Fusarium subglutinans is the source of this 723-nucleotide messenger RNA. RefSeq lists its product as uncharacterized. The transcript has a single exon. NCBI's taxonomy places the organism in Eukaryota, Fungi, Ascomycota, Sordariomycetes, Hypocreales, Nectriaceae. Bases 1 to 723 code for a protein of 240 amino acids. The record is from RefSeq and is a predicted model, not a curated record.
AUGAGCGAUCAGAAGAUCCCCAGCGUUAUCAAGCGCCCGCUUCCCAACGGUGUCAUCUAUGACAUGUCAACCGCCGGACAAGUGCGCAUCACACUCCCCGAAUCUUCAACCUGGUCAAGCGGUCUUCAUUGGCAUGAGUCCCACGACGAGUACUUGAAAGUGGUGAAAGGAACAAUUCGAGUCCGGCUGGGAGAUUCGCGGCAGGUCAUUAGCGCUUCUGAUGGCAAUCAGCCUGAGAUCAAAGUCCCGCGCUAUGCGUGGCACGAAUGGCAGCGAGCAGCACCAGAUGGCGAAGAGGUCGUCGUGGUUGAGAGGACAGAGCCAGAUGAUAACGAUAAAGCCAUAUUCUUUUGGAAUCUCAAUGGCGUCAUUCUCAAUAGCCCCAAGAUGUUCAGUGAUGAGACCUCGGUGGUAUCCAGGUUGCCAUCGAGACUGCAAGGGUUGUUUCUUGAUGUUUGGAUUCCUCUGAAUCUCUACAUUAUUUUUCGUUGCUUGGACAAUAUCCCUGUAUUCCUGAAUGUGCCCGACCUCUCGCGGGUAUCAGACGAUAGAUUGAGAGGCCUGCUACAGAACAUCGACACAGUCAUUUCGCACCUCAUUCUGCUUGUUGCUUCGUGCGUUGGAUUCGUUUUGGGACUACAGCCAGUUCAACGGAAAUACACGCCUGACGAUGCGUAUUCGACGUGGCAAUCGCGACGACAAAAUGUCAAGAAGACCGCAUAA